UCUGCUUAUGGGUGGGGCUGGGUUCCCUCCCUGUUGGUUGUUUGGUCUCAGUCAACCUAACACUGAAGCCUACCCGGGCGCUUUGGUGGAGCUAAUGGUGGUCUCUGGGAGGGCUCAUGCCAAGGAGUACUUCCCAGAACUUUUGCUGCCAAUGUCCUUGUCCUCAAAGUGAGACACAGCCAUCCCCUGCCUCUGCAGGAGACCCUCCAACACUAGCAGAUCCAUGAGGUGGGAGUUGCUUUAUCUGCAUCAGAAAUUUCCAGAUAAAUGCAGAAGAAUCGUCUGACCACUGAAAAAACAAACAUAACACAUCUUAGAACCCCUCAUGGACCACAUCACAGAGGACUAGAAGAUUCACCUGAUUUGCAAAAAUAUGACAAUUGACCGGGUCUGACGGAAAGCAGUUUUCGGGUAUUAUAGCCCACCCCCAUCCCUGAGUAGGUGAAGGAUCUUAGCAGCGACACCUAUUCAGCUACCGGGGUCGACCUACUUAACGCUGUUAAAGGGAAAUAACUAGGAGUGGAAUUGCCGAGUCGUAUGUAUGGUUCAGCCAGUAGAGAGGGGAACAGUGUGGAUGAGGCACACCUCUCUUAAAGGCUGGAGUCCUGAAGAGACAGAGUUUGACCCAAGAAUGGCCUGGAAAUCUUUGGAAUACCCUGUACUGAAGAAUACUGGUUGGAAAUCUGUGAGGUCCUUAUGCUGGGAUCAUUUAAUCUGCAGUUACCUUGAAGACUCCACUGUGGCUGGAGGGUCCAGGUUGUCUUCACUCAGAUGUGUGGCAAUGGGUGCUGGAUAUUGCCUGAGACUCCUCAGCUCUCCUCCACAUGAUCUCUCAUCUUCUGAGGAAAACCUACAUGAGUACACAGUAGGAUGGAGGCUGUCUAUAAGCCAGGAAGAAGGCUCUCACCAGAAACCAAAUUUGCAAGAACGUUGAUCAUGGACUUCUAGCUGCCGUAACAGUGAGAAAAUAAAUGUCUCUUGUUUAAGCACUCAAUCUGUGCCUGUGGUAUUUUGUUAUGAAAGCAUGAGCACAUGGAUACAUCUGAUAAUCUCAAGUUAUCCCCAGAACCUUUAUUCAGAUGUCAGCUUUUCAUUUAUAUCCUCUAAAGUUCCCUUCAAUUACUCAAAAACUCAAACUCAUGAUCUUACACUUUGUUGUUCACUCCCAACUUGCAAAACCUAGUCUUUUCCCAAUAGUCUCUUUCAGUGGCCGACACUCUCUAACUUAUAACCUGAGUUUGAACCCCAGGAAUAAUUCUUGACACUUCUCUCUUCUCUGUGCCCCAUAUUCCAUUCAUCAUUCCAUCAUUCCAUUAUCUUUUACAUUCUUAAUGUUUCUUAAAUCUGUCCACAUUUCUCCUCUCCCAUUUCAAAUAUGGCCUUUUCAAAGCUCCAUUAUUUCUUUGAUGUGGCAGUCUCCUAACUGAUCUCUUUGUGUCCAUUCUUGUCACCUUUCAACCAGUUCUGUCUUCUGUAACCAAGGUGACAGUUUUAAAAUUUAAAAGUAUUCAAAUACUUUAAUAGAGUGUCUGUGACAUUCCAGGAAACCAGGAGCCUAGAGAUCAGAUUACCUGCCAUCAGAUCACCAUGGCAGUCCAUAGACCAAGAUGUGGCAACCGAGUUCACCUCACAGAAGGAUUCUAAUGCUGGUUGAAUCACCAUAAGUAUGAAUAUAGAUUAACCCAAAGCAGGAAGGAAGGCCAGUCUGAAGAUCUAAGUACUGCUCAAGCACAGAACAUGCAAUAGCAAAUCUUACCCCUUCAACCAAAAAGAGAAAGCAGGACAGUGGGUUCAUUACUGAAGUUGACUAAACUAUUUGUUAAUAGAGAAACCCUGAAACAGAGUCACAUUGUUUGGCUGUGUCUGGGCUCCUGAGACUCACCUGAAGGGUAAAUAGGUGAAGGCAGAUCAUAGUUUAUCUACUCCAGUGUCAAGUGAUAAAAUACAAUAGUAAACACCUUCCAUAAAUGAGUUUCAUACUAAAGAAAAUUCAUAAGGAUUCUGAUGGUAAUUAUUUCAAUGGAAAUUCACAGGAAAUACUAACAGUACAAAUACAUGUAAGUCAUAAUGUAAGAAAGAAAACAAUUCAAGUUUAUGCUUCAUAGAGAAGUAAACAAAGCAGCAUUGUUGGGUUUAGAUGAAGAGGCUAAAUGAAUAAUAGGUGACAGAAAAGAAAUGGAUGAAAUAUUUCUCAGUGGGUUAGUCAUUGUCAGUGUCAGUAGAGUAGGCUUUAUAAUUAGUUUCUUAAAGACAGUCAAGCUCUCAAGAUAGCAAAAUUAUGUUAAAGCUGCCAUAUAUGGGUCUUGAAAUUAUAAUGAGAUCUUUAGCUCAAACUACAGCAGUGUGGAAGUGAAUGGGAUAAAAACAGAGGGAGCACGAACAAAAGACUUUCCACAACUGUGUUGGGGGCAGCAAUGAUAAUAAUUAUGGAAAUGAAUGCAGAGUAGGCAUCAGUGAAUACAUAAACACCUAAAAGAGGUCAAUUUUGAAUGGGACACUGAACUAUGCUAAUUAUGUCAAAACUUGUCAAGACUCAGGAUAAAGGUGAUUCUGUUUUAUUGCUUCUCAGUGUUUAUACAAGUCAGAUAUCUGAAACAAUGAAAAUGAUGAAAAUACUGUGUUUAGCAGAAAAUAAUGAUUAAAAGAUGUCAUAGAUUAUAGACUCAUGAAACAACAUGCCAUGUAACAAUGUGUUGUUUGUAUUGACAUAAUCCCUGGACUGAGUGUUGAUAGAAGACAAAGGAAGUGAAGUUGGCAUUGGAGCAACAGGAAAAAGAGGAAGAAUAUUAAAAAAAUGAAGACUCACCAGACCAUAAAAGUGAUAGAGUAGGAGUUCAAUGACAAAGAACACCGACCAAACACAGAAGAGGAAAUUUGGACAUACAGAUACCAGGGCAGUGCAUACACAGAAGGAUGACUAUGUGAAGAGGCAGCCAAAGGGUGGCCAUCUGCCAGCCAGGGAGAGGCCGCAGGAGUAACCACAUCUGCUGACACCUUGAUCUUGGACUUCUGGCCUUCAUAACUGAUUCUGCCUGAUGUUCCUUUACCUGAAUAUUUUCUAGAACUGCUCUUCACAAACAUUCCCAUCACACUCCAAAAGAAAUCUGCAUGGGUAAUUAAUGACUCAAGCAAGUGAAAGGAGUGGAGAUUCCAUUUGGUAGUGAUGAGCUGCAGCAGCAGUAGCAAGAAAAUCAAGUUUCCAGGAGCAUCUGUGGCAGCGCUCCAGGAAUGACAUCAAGUGUCCAAGGCCAAAAGGUAUGUUUUGCUGAUUUCAAACAUCCCUGCUACAAGAUGGCCUACUUCCAUGAGCUAUCCAGCCGAGUGAGCUUUCAGGAGGCACGCCUGGCUUGUGAGAGCGAAGGGGGAGUCCUUCUCAGCCUUGAGAAUGAAGCAGAACAGAAGUUAAUAGAAAGCAUGUUGCAAAACCUGACAAAGCCAGGAACCGGGAUUUCUGAUGGUGAUUUCUGGAUAGGGCUUUGGAGAAAUGGAGAGGGGCAAACAUCUGGUGCCUGCCCAGAUCUCUACCAGUGGUCCGAUGGAAGUAGUUCCCAGUACCGAGGAUGUCAGAAUAGAACAGGAACUAAGAAGUGUUCCUGCUGCUCUGUACUUGGCAGAAACUGGUAUACUGAUGAACCUUCCUGUGGAAGUGAAAAGUGUGUUGUGAUGUAUCAUCAGCCAACAGCCAAUCCUGGCCUUGGGGGUCCCUACCUUUACCAGUGGAAUGACGACAGGUGCAACAUGAAGCACAAUUACAUCUGCAAGUAUGAACCAGAGAUUAAUCCAACAGCUCCGAUAGAAAAGACUUAUUUUACAAAUCAACCUGGAGACACUCAUCAAAACGUGGUUGUUACUGAGGCAGGAAUAAUUCCCAAUCUAAUCUAUGUUGUUAUACCAACGAUCCCAUUGCUCUUACUGAUACUGGUUGCUUUCGGAACCUGCUGUUUCCAGAUGCUGCAUAAAAGUAAAGGAAGAACAAAAACUAGCCCACACCAGUCCACACUGUGGAUUUCAAAAAGCACCAGGAAAGAAAGUGGCAUGGAAGUAUAAUAAUUCAUUGACUUGGCUCCAGAAAAGAAAAUAGAGUUUUGUAAUUCUGGAUCUGUAUAAGGAAUGGCAUCAGAACAUUAGCUUGGAAUGGCUUGAAAUCUCAAAGGAUGUACAAGAUGAACUGUAAGCUCCCCCUUGAGGCAAAUAUUAAAAUAAUUUUUAUAUGUUUAUUAUUUCAUUUAUAAAAUAACGCUGUGCUGAUAAUGGAGUGAGACAUGCUUAUUUUGCUAAAGGAUGCACCAAAACUUCAAGUAAAUAGGAUGGACCAUGCAGAUUAAAUUGCUAUGAACACAUCAGAGAAGUAUGUGCAUUGGAAGCAGUUAUUUUUGUUUCUUUCACCUUUCAUAAGUUGUAAUCUAGUUAAUGUAAGGUAAAUUGCAUUGAAGUUUACAGUGUGCAAAAUAUUUUUCCUUUACAUAAGUGUUAGAUAAAAAUGGACUGUUCUUGUAUUUAUUUUUACAGUGUUUCUUUUUUAAAUACAUGCUGUUUUGAUUAAAGAAAUGUAUCACUGUUGUCAACUGAAUUCACACACACAUAAAUAUAUUACCAUAGAAAAAGUUGCUUUUCUAGAAAUGGCUCAUCUUCUUUUAGUUUCUCUGCUUUGGGUCAGAGUAGGUUUAGGAAAUCUCUUCAGAAAUAAGAAGUUAUUUCAUUAACCGUGGUAUAAAUCUAGUCAAGUAUUUUACUUGGAGGCAAGAAUUGUCUAAUUUCAGUUGUGCAAGACAUGUGCCUUACAAUUAUUUUGCAUUUAAAAUUCAACAGAUUUUGUAAUAACUUUGUUAAUAGCUGUAUAAACAAUAAUAUACUCAAUCUAGAGCAACAAAAGUGGCAUACAUGAUAUAAAUCAUAUGUCUUCACGUAUUCCCUAUGUAACCACAAGUAGCUCUCGGAGGGUUCUGGAAUCGAUUUGGCCCCUACCUUGCCAACAAAACAAAGAUGGUUGUGUGGGGUCUGGGACUGACCCUGGAGGCCGAUACCUACAGAGUUUGUCUAAGGUUUUUCCUAGCUCCAUUUAGCCUCUGUCAGCAUAUAAGGCGGUUUUACAGUUGGGACUAGUUGAGUGGUCACCACUAGUGUGCAGUUAAGCACAGCACACUGACAUUUCCGCAAGGAAAGAAACUGAAUUAGUAUAAAAAUGGGUUGGAGGGCAUCAAUGAUCACGUGUUCGCUGUUCACGUUUGGCUGAGAGAGUAAACUGGGGUGCCUCUGUCCUAUCUUCUAGUUUCUUCAAUGCUUGUGGCUCCUUCUUCUCAAGAGAGAGUUGUAACUAUCUGGUUUUCAAAUGUCUCUGUGCUCCUUUUAACCAAAUAAAAAGUUCUUGUUUCUGAAGAAUGA
This is a messenger RNA of Orcinus orca (killer whale), 5382 nucleotides long. RefSeq names its product chondrolectin (gene CHODL). Bases 3229 to 4047 code for a protein of 272 amino acids. Gene Ontology annotation, cellular component: cytoplasm. Gene Ontology annotation, biological process: positive regulation of axonogenesis. The record is from RefSeq and is a predicted model, not a curated record. Lineage: Eukaryota; Metazoa; Chordata; Mammalia; Artiodactyla; Delphinidae. The transcript is spliced from 17 exons.